CGAAACCCUAAACCCAAAAUCGAAUCCUCUUUCUCAAGCGUUUAGGGCCGUUCCCUCCCUCUCAUCGGAAGGAAGCUUCGUGGGGCGUUUGCUGCUCAGUCUCUCCGUUUCCCCGUACCAUCGGAGGACGAAAUGGCAUAGACAGUCGAUUUUGGUCGACGGUGGACGACAGUCGACACUCUUUCGGGUGUUCCAUCCAUUUCGAUCGAUUCGAUUGAACCUGCUUUUUUCUCCUUGGUUGCUCCGUUGCCUUCCUCGCUCACGCCGCUGCCAUCUCCCGCUCUCCUUGCUCUAAUCUCAUUUCUCUCUCUGUAUCCAAACUCGUUGACUUGGCUGUUGUGGCGCCUCCGCGACGCAUUUCCUCUUAAAGGCGUCUGCCACUGCUCCAUUCAAAGGAAACUCCCUCUCCUAGCUCCAUCCUCCCGUUCACCAUCACUUGUCCUGCAGCCUCGUUCCCUCUGGUUAUUUUUACUUUCCUGCUUCCGUUGCCUGUUACCUUCGCUCAGUAGUUAUUAUUAUUAUUAUUUUUUUCUGUGAUUUCAUUGGGCGUUGUUCUGUCCGAGCAUUUCUUGCUCUGUGUAUCUUAGGAUAUUCCUCAAUUUCUAUGGUUUAACUCUUCCAUCUUUCAAAUCUCCAGCUUUCUCCUCAACUUCCAGUCUUCCUGUUGAAGAGUAGCUCCUGAGUUCGUUAACAUUUUCGACUGCCAGGAGCUUAAGGAAAACAGAAAGCGGAAGGGUUGUACUUGCUAGGUUAGGAAAUGGAACCGGAUGUUUUGGAUGAUAUUAUUCGGCGGCUUUUAGAUGUUCGCAGUAGACCUGGGAAGCAGGUCCAGUUAUCCGAGGCGGAAAUCAGGCAACUCUGCGGGGCAUCUCGAGAGAUCUUUUUGCAACAACCCAAUUUGUUAGAGCUUGAAGCACCCAUCAAGAUUUGUGGUGAUAUCCAUGGUCAAUAUUCUGAUCUUCUUAGGCUAUUUGAAUAUGGCGGAUUACCUCCACAUGCAAACUACUUAUUUUUGGGUGAUUAUGUUGAUCGAGGCAAGCAAAGUCUUGAGACAAUAUGUCUUCUACUUGCAUAUAAGAUAAAGUAUCCAGAGAACUUUUUUCUCUUGAGAGGAAACCAUGAGUCUGCUUCUAUUAAUCGUAUAUAUGGUUUCUUCGAUGAGUGUAAAAGGAGGUUUAAUGUCAGAAUUUGGAAGACAUUCACAGAUUGCUUUAACUGUCUCCCAGUGGCUGCUCUAGUUGAUGAGAAAAUUCUCUGCAUGCAUGGUGGCCUUUCCCCAGAUUUGCAUAAUUUGGAUCAAAUCAGAAACUUGGCUCGCCCAACUGAUAUACCAGACACAGGUUUGCUCUGUGAUCUGCUGUGGUCUGAUCCUAGCAAAGACGUUCAGGGUUGGGGUAUGAAUGACAGGGGAGUUUCAUUUACUUUUGGUCCUGAUAAGGUGGCAGAGUUCCUUCAGAAGCAUGAUUUGGAUCUGAUAUGUCGCGCUCACCAGGUUGUGGAGGAUGGAUACGAGUUCUUUGCCAACAGACAGCUUCUAACCAUAUUUUCUGCUCCUAAUUAUUGUGGAGAGUUUGAUAAUGCCGGUGCCAUGAUGAGUGUUGAUGAGACACUUAUGUGCUCAUUUCAAGUAUUAAAACCUGCUGACAAAAAGUCAAAGUUUAACUUUGGCUAAUGCACACGCUACCAGUGUUUAAGAAAGUCCAGCACCAAAAGUAUGACGAUAAACCAUCGGAUUUACUAUUGGCGAUGGGAAUUGGGUGAGUGUUUAAGAAUGAGCAAGAUGCAACCCAAUGGGAAGGUUAAAGGUGCUUUGAGCUCAUUAUUGGAGGAGGAAAGGGUGGAAUUGGAAAAUGAGCAAGGGACUAGAAGAGCGGCCAUAAAAGAUCCAUAUGCUUUGCUGAUGUAAGAAGGCUUGAGUUUGAAGGUGGAAAUGCUGUGAAGCCGGUGAAGCUGACAUUGGAGUUACUUGAUUGCUUCCCCAUAAUUCAUCUUGUAUUAAUUCCACAACAAGAGUUAACUCGGAGUUACUUGAUUGCUUCCCCAUAAUUCUUCUUGUUUUAAUUCGACAACAGGACUGUUAAGUCGUAUCUUUCCGCUAAUUUCGUGUUAUAUCCCAAUUUGAAACUGAAAUAGGAAACGUUAAUGUCCAUUGAUGCUCCAUGUGGUGGUGUUAUUCUCGUGAAGUAGGUAGGUUUAUAUGAG
Linum tenue is the source of this 2202-nucleotide messenger RNA. The record is from the annotation of a GenBank genome assembly. Lineage: Eukaryota; Viridiplantae; Streptophyta; Magnoliopsida; Malpighiales; Linaceae.